This is a messenger RNA of Verticillium dahliae VdLs.17, 4014 nucleotides long. Its product is annotated as dynactin. NCBI's taxonomy places the organism in Eukaryota, Fungi, Ascomycota, Sordariomycetes, Glomerellales, Plectosphaerellaceae. The transcript is spliced from 2 exons. Gene Ontology annotation, cellular component: spindle; cell tip; spindle pole body. Gene Ontology annotation, biological process: nuclear migration involved in conjugation with cellular fusion; establishment of mitotic spindle orientation. The record is from RefSeq and is a predicted model, not a curated record. Bases 1 to 4014 code for a protein of 1337 amino acids.
AUGUCAGAUCUAGCAGUCGGUCAGAUCGUCCAGCUGACCGACGGCCGCAAUGGCGUCGUACGCUUCGCCGGCACCACCCAUUUCGCCUCGGGCGAAUGGGUCGGCAUUGAAUUGGAGGAUGACUCUGGAAAGAACGACGGCAGCGUCCAGGGCGAGCGCUACUUUGACUGUUCCAUGGGGCGAGGCAUGUUUGUGCGGCCGUCGACCCUGACCAUUCUCGCCCAGGCUCCAGCUCCAGCUGCGGCGCCGGCCGCCAGACCUACCGUCAGGAAGACGAGCAGGCCCAGCAGCUUCGUGCCCGGCACGGGCAGGGUGUCGAGCGUCACCGACCCGAGCAUGGCCAAGCGGAUGAGUCUGAAUGCUGCUAGUCCCAGCCCGGCCCCGCGCACAUCUCGACCUGCGAGCCUUGUACGGUCUCCUACGAAGUCGCCAACGAAGCAAAUUGGUUCGACCACCUCCAGCACCGCACCCUCCCGGACCGGCACACCUUCAAACGCCAAAGGCACCACCGCCACGCGAACUCGCCCGGCAGUAGGUGUUCGCACCUCCAUGGGACCCCCUCCGAUUCCCUCCGCACGAGUGAGCCGACAGCCAUCAACAUCGUCAGCGACAGGUCGCCCUCCCGCCAGGCCGCUUUCCAAUCGACUCUCCCUGUCCGGCUCGCGCAGCGUGCCCAAGCCAGACCCCCUCCGACGCCCAUCGACCGAUUCGCAAGCAGGCAGGGAGCCCGGCUCGGCAGCAGACAGCGGCGACGACGGCAGGAGCAGCUCGCCAUCUAAGGGAGCGGCUGAUCUGGCCUCACCGCAUGCCACGAGCCCGGUGCAAGCUCGGACCAACGCGCUCGAGCGGUUGACCUCGGGCAGGACGGCGACCACGACGGCACGGUCGCCAGCCACGGCGUCGCCUCGAACGGCCGGCGGCAACACGGCUGCGGCGCGGGAGAACGAAGACCUCAAGGCGAAGCUCCGUGUCAUGGAGCGCAAGAGGCUGGAAGACCGGGAGAAGCUGAAGCAGCUGGAGAAGCUCCAAGGCGAACGCGACAAGUUUGAGUCGAUCAUCCAGAAGCUGCAGACAAAGUACCAACCCCAGCAAACGGAGAAUGCAGAGCUCCGCAAGCAGAUCAAGGAGGCCGAGACGCGGUUCGAGGCCGUGGAGCAGAUGCAGGCCGAGCAUGAGACGGCCUUGGAGCUGGCCACGCUGGACCGUGAGAUGGCGGAAGAGACGGCCGAAGUGCUCAAGGCCGAGCUCGAAGCGUUGAAGCAGAAAUCAGAGGAGCUUGAGCUCGAGGUGGAAAUCUUGCGAGAGGAGAACGAGGAGUUUAGCCAGGGCAUGACGCCCGAAGAGCGGUCAAGCACGGGCUGGCUGCAGAUGGAGAGGACGAACGAGCGGUUGAGGGAAGCACUGAUACGAUUGCGCGACCUGACCCAGGCUCAAGAGGCCGAGCUUCGAGACCAGAUCAAGGCCCUGGAGUCUGACCUGCAAGACUACAGUACCGUGCAGGAGCAGUUCGCGGCCUCCAAGGAAAAGCUGGCACAGUCUGAAAGCGCGGUCGAGGAUCUUCGCCAACAGCUCGACAAUGCUCUUGGAGCGGAGGACAUGAUUGAGGACCUCACCGAGCGCAACAUGAGCAUGGCCGAAGAGAUUGAGGAGCUCAAGGCCGUCAUCGAGGAUCUCGAAAACCUCAAGGAGAUCAAUGAUGAGCUCGAGAUUAAUCACGUACAAAACGAGAAGGAGAUGCAGGAGGAACUCGACUUCAAGGACAGCGUCAUUGCGGAACAGGCCCGACGAGCCGGUCAGCAAGAGGAAGCCCUCGAAGACAUGGAGUACACCCUUUCGAGGUUCAGGGAACUCGUCACGAGCCUGCAGGGCGACCUUGAGGACAUGCGCGCAUCGCACGCUGUCACCGAGGCCGAGUCGGAGCAAUUAGACAGCAAGUCCCGCGCCAUGAUGGACCUCAACAUGAAGCUCCAGAUCUCGGCUGCCAAGACACAGGUCAAGACGAUCGACCUGGAGCUUCGCCGUCUGGAGGCGCAAGAAGCGGAGCAGCACCUCGAAAUCGUCAAGCUCUUCUUGCCCGAGACCUACCAGGAGGACCGCGACUCCGUGUUGGCGCUCCUUCGCUUCAAGCGACUGGCGUUCAAGGCCACUCUGCUCCAGGGCUUCCUCAAGGAACGCGUCACGGGCCAGCCGCACCCCGGCCACGAGGACGACAUGUUUGCCGGCUGCGAUGCCAUUGACAAGCUCACCUGGGUGGCGGCCAUGUGCGGCCGCUUCAUCAACGCCAUCAGCCACUGCUCGAUCGAGCAGUUCCAGCACUACCAGGGCGCUCUGUUUGAGCUGGAGCCGGUGGAGCGGGCGGUGAACGGGUGGAUCGACGGCCUCAGGAGGGAUGAACUCAAGGAGGCCAAGUGCGCCAGCGAGCUGCAGCGCUCCAUUGCGCUCAUGACCCAUCUCGCCGAGGUUCACCUUACGGACGAUCUGCAGAGCUUCGCCGACGCCAUGCACAUGCGCGCUCUCGUCGUGCAAAGCCAUCUGGAUUCGGCCGCCGCGGCCAUUACGACCGCCAGGGCCAUGGUCCAGAGAGUCAUCCCCGAGUCUGGCGAGGACGACGAGAUGGCACAGCACUUCAGCAAGAAGGCCGAGCACGUUGUCGGCCAGACCCGCAGCACCAAGGUCAUUGCCAGCAAGGCCGUGCGCGCCCUCGAGGAUCUCAAGAACCGAUCUCUCUCGCUGGCUCGGGACGACAGCACGCAAGAGGCGUUUGAGCAGUGCGAAGAGGCCGCAAAGGACCUCGCCGCACUGGCGCGGCAGAUUGGCCUCGACUUGCACAAGCUGCUGCACGAGGAGGGCAGGACCGAGCCAUACACGCACACGGAGGUGCAGAACACGAUGGCGCAGACGGCCCUGUCGGCCGGUUCGUCGACCGACUCGGAUCUCUUCUCGACCUACGUGACCAAGCUCCGGGUCGUCACGCAGCAGAUCACGGACCUUGCGGGCCUCAGCUCUGACCUGACGCAGACGCAAGAGUUUGAGCUCAACCCGGCCCCCUGGAAGCUCCGCUCUCAAGAACUCAAGGCUCUCAAGACGAUCCCCGUGGAUGCCGAAGAGGAGCUCCGCCGCGUCAAGGAGGAGCACAACGAGGCGCGCCGCACGAUUGCGCAGCGCGACGAGAGCCUCAGCACGGCGACGCUCAAGAUUGAGACGCUCGAGUCCCGCAUGCGCGACGCGCACCAAAAGGCGUCGCGCAUCGCCGACCUUGAGGCCCAGAUCGAGACGGCCAAGCAGCGCGCGGCGGCGCUCAAGGAGGACAUUGAAAAGGGCGACCGCGAGCUCAAGGCGCUCGAGGCGGACCGCGACCAGUGGAAGAAGAUUGCGGGCGACAGCAAGGCGUUCGCCGGCGCCAACGACGCUGGCGCCGCCAAGUCGGGCCAGGAACGGGCCGUGGCGACGGCGCGCGAGAUGGACGCCCUCAAGGCCGACAUUGCGCACCUGCAGGCGGCGGUGCGGUACCUGCGCGAGGACAACCGGCGGGCGCGGCUCACGGAGCAGGCCGACUACGACUGGCUCGCGGCGCCGCUGCGCAAGGCGGCGUCGCCGGCCGAGCAGCGGCGCGCGCUCGUCGUGGCCGAGGGCCGCGACGCGCUCGGCGAGCUCGUGCGGUUCGCGACCCAGGCCAAGGUGUACGACCUCCAGGACCUGCCGCAGGACAAGCUCGCGUGGCGGCCGGCCAAGAGCACGCCGCAGUACCACGCCGCGCGGCAGGCGGAGGACCUCGCGGCCUGGAAGGGCUGGCGCGACUCGGUGGUGCAGAAGACGGAGGUCGUCGCCGGGCGCAGGGGCGGUGGUGCUCCGGACAUGAAGAGGGUCGAGGCGCUGCGGCGGAGCGCGGCGGCUGCGCGACUGCAGAUUCGGCUGCCGGGGCCCGACGGCAAGAUGGCGCGGGGCAGCGGACGGGAUGUGCAGAUUGUCGGAUCGAGGGAGUGGGAGGGUCUGCAGGGGCGGUUGGCCGUGUAA